AUGCCUUCCCUUGUCUCCGAGUUCAUCAUCAACCCUGUGCUGCGACAGGCUCGCCGCUUUUCCGAGAUCUCCCGUGCAACGUUGGCCGGCGAUGAAGAGACGCCAGUAGUUCCGCCCGACGCCGUCCACGAUUCUGACGACGCCGACGAUGUCGGGCAGCAGGGGCCCGAUGCAUCGCCCGAUGUAUCGCCUGAGCAACGACGCUCCCGGCCUUUGAGCUCCUCCACCCAGGAGACGAUCGUGGAAGAAGUCCCGGCCGGACCAGCCACGGGUCACGGACCUCUGCUUGACCAUCUUGGCUUCCCAAUAACACCGCCCAGAAAUGCGCCCACUAAGAAUGGCCCCAUUCCCGAGGACGACGGUAUGCGAGAGCUGCGUUCCCGCAUCCAGGAGAUCAACGCUCGGGAGAUCCCAUCUAAUGAAAAGGCCAGGCUCAUGCACGAUACCCUGUUGGAGGGCUAUCGUGCCUCCGUGAUCGCCGGCUCGCCUCUUGCCAAAAGCGAUUCGGAUGACGGCUCCAUCGGCCAGACAUGGGAGCUUGCCAGCCCUGUCGGACCUCUGGAGUCGCUCAAGUACUGGCAGAAUCAAUUGAUUGGAGAGCCGUCAGUCAAGGAGACGUUUGUCUUGAGUGACAGCGACAUAGCUCCGACCUACGCUCCUGUUCGACACUCCAGGACACCAAGCACAACAACUCCAACACACUCGGCUGCUUCGCUUACUGAAACUCGAGGCCCGCUAGGAUGUGAGCACUAUGAGCGGAACGUGAAGUUGCAGUGUUCCACUUGCAAAAAGUGGUAUACCUGUCGUUUUUGCCAUGACAUACACGAGGACCACACGCUGAUCCGCAAGGAUACAAAGAAUAUGCUUUGCAUGCUCUGUGCCACACCGCAAAAGGCGUCUGAGGUCUGCAGUAACUGCGGUGUGGUGUCAGCGCAGUAUUACUGUAACAUCUGUAAGCUCUGGGAGAAUCGGGCCAAUAAGCCCAUCUAUCAUUGCAAUGACUGUGGAAUAUGUCGUCGGGGCAUGGGGCUGGGAAAGGACUUCUUCCAUUGCAAAACAUGUCGAGCAUGUAUCACCACAUCCAUUGAGAGCUCGCACAAGUGUAUCGAGCGAUCAACAGACUGUGACUGUCCGAUUUGUGGCGAGUACAUGUUUACAUCGCCAAAACGGGUUGUCUUCAUGGUGUGUGGCCAUAGCAUACACAAGAAAUGUUAUGAGCAGCACACUCGGGCCUCGUACAAAUGCCCAAUUUGCAACAAGAGCCUCAUGAAUAUGGAAACGCAGUUUCGCAAUUUGGAUCUGGCCAUCCUAAGCCAGCCAAUGCCACCGGAUUUCCUGGCAUAUCACUGGCUUGGACUUAAAUGCUCGAUAUGUCGGUCAUAUAACACGGUAGAGUUGCAGAUCUUGGGGCAGAAUGCCGAGUCGCUCCAGCCGGCAGCUGGUGAUCAGUCUCAGGCCGCACGGGAGGCUGGCGCGCGGGCGCCCAACAGGCGGCGACAUUCUUCCAAUGCACCAGAGCCUCCAUCACGCAUACUCGAAAGAUAUGCCCGAUCCAUGUCGCCUUCUCAUAUGAUGAUGGAUAUACCACAGGCUGCCGUUCUCGAAGUGGACGGAGAGUCUGACGAUGACAUCUUGGGCUUCUGGAGAAGUGGCGAGGAUGAAGAAGAUGAAUCAAGCGAAGAUGAGUACGAUUCUGAUGAAUCGACUGAUGACGAUGCCCACGACGCAGAUGAGGACGAGGAGGAAGAAGAGGAUGAGUUCAAUUUGAUUGGACACAGGUAA
Molecule: messenger RNA, 1782 nt
Organism: Trichoderma breve
Lineage: Eukaryota; Fungi; Ascomycota; Sordariomycetes; Hypocreales; Hypocreaceae
Product: CHY zinc finger domain-containing protein
Exons: 4
Coding region: 1-1782 (593 amino acids)
Biological process (GO): ubiquitin-dependent protein catabolic process; protein ubiquitination
Cellular component (GO): nucleus
Molecular function (GO): ubiquitin protein ligase activity; zinc ion binding
Source: RefSeq, a predicted model, not a curated record